Ilex paraguariensis (yerba mate) is the source of this 1452-nucleotide messenger RNA. Lineage: Eukaryota; Viridiplantae; Streptophyta; Magnoliopsida; Aquifoliales; Aquifoliaceae. The record is from the annotation of a GenBank genome assembly.
CCCACUGUGCCCUGUUCUUCUCUCUCUCUCUCCAGUAGACGACGAACGUCACUCGAACUCAGACAGCAGAGGCCUGAAUUGAACUCAGGGACCAACUGAGCAUACAUGAGCAAAAAAAUCAAUUUGACAACUUCCCUCUUCAGCCUUCACCAACUCCACGAUCUUCCAGAUGGAGCGCAGUCUGGCUGAUGAGCUAUACUCAGAUACCUUGCAGCUAUCGAAACUUGCAUUGGGUCCAAUGUCAACUGCUAACAGCAAGCAGAGUGAUUCACAAGAUUAUCACGAGGAUGACUUGUGGCUGGAAGAUGGAUCUUCAUGGAAUGGUUCUAUUAAGGAAUUGGAUCAUACGUCUGAUUUGGACAGGGAGUGGCAUAGGAGGCGCUACCAAUUCCAUACGAUUGGAUAUCGUGAUGGUCUCAUGGCGGGCAAAGAAACUUCUGCACAAGAGGGGUUUAAUAUUGGCUUUAGGGAAUCUGUCUCUGUUGGGUUUAACUGGGGUCUCGUCAGAGGCAUUACUAGUGCUCUAGCUUGCGUUCCGGAUGGAUUAAGGGAAAGGUUGGUUGAAACACCGGCAAAGAGAAACAAGUUCCAAAGCUUGUAUGAAGUGGUGCAUUCUCUUCCAACGACUGAUGCACUGAAGUUGUUCAAUGAUGACUUAACAAACAAACCAGUUGAACGGAGAAAUGAUGCUGAGUCCAGUUCUCGCACAGCGGAUCUGCCUGAUCAUAGUCCGAAUGGCUUUCUUUUGAAAAAUUACUACGAAGAGCUUCAAUCAAUUAUCCUUGAAUCACCUGCAAUCAAAGUGCAUUCAGAGACUCACCAGUAGGUGCUUUCAUACAUACAUAUUCAUCUUUGUUGAGGAAGAAUAUGCUACUAAAUUGGAGCAAAGAGAAGGAACCUCAAGAAUCUAGGUAUUCUCUAGAAGAAGUGAUUGGACCAUUACUUCUUAAGAGGUGUUUAUUAUUUGUUCAAUGAUUGUGUAGUAAGUUUGUAUUAUUACAUGCAUUAAUAUUUGCCAGCAAUAACCCAUGGAGGUUGGUAAAUUGCGAAAAUCUUGGUCUAGCUGAACAGUGUUGUAACUUCUGCAUUCCGAGGGCACAGGCUUCUCAGAGUGGGUAACGUAUUCAAGGAAUUCAUGGUUGGGUCAAGUUUGUAGAGACAAUCUAUAAUGGCCUAGAAGGUGUAUGAAUAUUUAUUUUAACAAUGCCCAAAUCAAAGAAGAAUCAAAAGAUUUUAGGUUGAAUUUUGCAUCAGUUGUUCAACCUGGCAUCUACUAUUGUUUGUGUUACAUUAUUUUUGGUCAUGGUCUGGCUAUGGAAAUUAACUACGCGAUGUUGCGCAACAAAGAAGCAAAAAGAUCAGGGUGCAAAUCUCAAUCAAUAGAUGUUAUCAUAUAUUAAAGCAUAGGGCCUAUAAUAAUAACAGGUACAUUUAUGAGUUAUUUUCUUUUUG